This is a messenger RNA of Haemonchus placei, 1383 nucleotides long. Lineage: Eukaryota; Metazoa; Nematoda; Chromadorea; Rhabditida; Trichostrongylidae. The record is from the annotation of a GenBank genome assembly.
UUCUUUAGGAAUGAAGAUCGUGGCAUAUUUCUUGGAGACAAUCGAGGAGGUCUCAAGGAAGUGAAGCCUGACCACAGGCGAAUAGCACCUGUUGUUGUUAUCGAGAGCACCUUCAACAAUAGGAAAUCAUUUGCUUGUCCAAAAAUCAAGAGCGAUCUAAAAACUGGAACAUCCAUAGGUGAUCUCAGCCCCGAAGAUAUUACAAUAAUCGCUUCAAUGGGUGACGCUCUGGCGACUGGAAUGGGCCUGUGGCCAAAAACAAAUAUCGAGUUUCGUGGAGCUGCUUUUCCGAGCGGAGGAGAUGCCACUAUCGACGGGCUGAUUACUAUCCCUAAUAUCCUCCGCGAGUUUAACAGUCAUUUGAUUGGUGUCUCUCAUGGCAUGGGAACGAGAGAUCAGCUACCCGAAACACAGCUGAGCGUUGCCGAAAGUGGUGCCACUACGGAUAAGAUGCCAGAGCAGGCACGAGAACUUGUCAGACGGUUGAAAAAUCUCGUCCAAGUGAAUUACAUGGAUCACUGGACUAUGGUGAUCGUUACGAUUGGUACUGAAGAGGUGUGUUCGAGGUGCACUUCUCCAAACGUCACAGCACUUACAGAGGCAAUCGACAUUCUUCAGAACAAUCUUCCACGCGGCUUUGUUGUACUUCUAGGACCCAUCCACGUGUCAUUUCCCCACAAGCUCAAAGGAAAUCUUCUCAAAUCUCGUUGUGAGUGUUCGAGGGAAGCAUCCAACGCUCUAAUGGAGCAGCUCAGUGCUGACUGGAAGAAAGCAUUCGAAGAUCUUCAGGAACAUGCGGCGACCUUUGGAAUUCUUGCCAUUCCUGAACUCACUAUAACUUCUCGUUAUCCUUAUGGUCUAUUUAUUCCUAACAAACCGCUGCUAAACAGAAGAGGACAUAAUUAUGCAACUAAAUGGCUUUGGAAUCGAUUGAUUGCCGGUGAAAACUACAACCUCUCAGCAGCAGUGCUGUCUCAGGACGCCUACUUCUGCCCUUCCAUUGGUUGUCCCUAUUUCCGAAAUACGGCGAACAUCCAUGGCUGCCAAUUGCUGAGUCUUAGCGAGGCAAAGGAAAAGGAACUUCUCUUAGGAGUCGAUGGCAAAGUUGUCAAAAAGAGGCGACGAACGCCGGAACGCUUGUAUACAAUAGCAGUUUGCAUAGUUGGCAUAGCAUUCUUUGUCGUGUGCACCUUAGGAACUGUGUUCUAUCAAAAGAGUAAACAGGCUGAGCAUGGUCGGUUUGAGAUUGUCGAUGAAGUUCAGAAAAAGUUUGAAGAAGCUAAAAAGGAAGAAGAGAAAGCGCUCCUCACGAAACAGUUAUCAAGAGGAAUUUCGAUGAACGAAGGUCUUCAGCGAAGCACCCGGCGACUGACUGCAGAUUGA